CCAGCAACGGAUGGCACUUUUGUCUUUACUCUCCAGUUUAAUCACCAAGUGCCCUACCACUGGUAAAAUCUUAUUACUGGGCCGUACAGUUAUUUGUUUGUAGAGCGCAAAGGGCCAGCUAUAGCUAUACAGCCUAGUUGGGAUAGCUGUCACUGCUGCCCCAGUGUCUAGUUUAAAUGACACAACCUCCACAUUGAGUUUAAUGUCUGAAUGCCAGCCAGCAUUGUUUUCCUUUACUUCUCCCAGAAAGAUGCUGUCCUGCUGUACCUCCUCUGAGACCUCAUGCAUUUGCUUUAAUCGACAGACAGCUGAAAAGUAUCCUCUCCUGUGACAUUUCCUGCAUUCCGCAUCCUUUGCUGGGCAAUCUUUCCAUCUGUGGAAAGGGGAUUUCCCACAUUUGCGACAAACACUUGAACUAGCUACUGGUGCUGUCUGUGAUUGUUUUCUCCACGUCGGUCUCUGUUCUGUGUUCCCCUCCGUUUUUUUAGCUCUGAAAAUGCAUGUAUUUCCUCACUCUCUUCGUUCUGCGAGGAGCUGCUGUCUCACAGUAUCGUCUGCUGUCUUUUUACUGUCUCACUCUGCCUAACCUGGUUUACAGCUUUGGACAAGGUAAAUUGGGAAUCCAACUAACUUUUCAGAAAGUGAUAUAUUUCUUAUUCCGACUACAAUCCGAUCUCGGAUCAGCUCUUCCUUGAGCGCGCCAAACUGACAAUGUUCUGCUAGUUUGUGAAAGGCUGUGAUAAAACUGUCGGUGGUUUCACCCUGCUCCUGUUAGCGCAUAUUAAACCUAGAUCUCUCAAAAAUAAUGUUGUGUCUCCCUACAAAAUGCGUUUCAAAACAGUCUUUAACGGCACUGUUGUUAAGUUUCUCUUCCUCGGUCAACGUUGAAGCAUUUAACAUAUCCUCGGCUUCAUCACCCAUAGAGUAGAUCUGUGUAUUAACUCGAAAUGCCUCAUUUUUCACGUUUAAGCCUGAUGCUACCCUGUACCUUUCAAAGCGCCUGAUCCAUUUCGGCCCGUUUUUAAUGUCCAUACAAACAAAAUUAUCCGGGGGACGAAUGCGAAAUCCGUCAGCACUAGCCACAGGGCCUGUCCGUGUUUGCGCCAGAGCCCGUUGAACUUGGAGUCGCAAACCCUGAAAUCCGGCCAGCUUCUUCCUCUUGCAACAUGUUGCUUAGCAGUAAUUUACUCCUUGCUCGUUAGCUAGCAAAAUAAUGAUACGCGCUGUUUUUAUCUCCAACACUGUGCCCUCCCUGAUUUGAAACAGCCUGAAUGUAUGAUUUACUUGGUACGUCCUUCACGUUUAUGUGUAUUUUAAAACCACUUUGACACCAUGUAGUAUGAUCUAAAAUGAGGACGCGCGACAACCAGGUUCUAGCUCCGGCAUGUUUAUUAACCUAACCCUCGCACGUCCUACAUAGGUGAGGAUACCCCCAAGGGACAUCCUACUACAGAGAAAGUAAGAACUUUGGACCUAGGUACUCCUUGCGAAACACACAUGACUCAGAGAGGAAGGAGUUGAAUGUUAUAGUAGCUAAACAAGACUAGUUUCCAGGCUACUUUGGACCAUAUUUGUCUCGAUUCAUAUUCUAAAACAAUUACUGCUUUGAGACUAAUCCAAAAAUCAAACUUGACAAGAAGUGAAAAUAAAAGCGUGACUAAACCAGAAUUACGUGGUAAGGCUACAUCAAAACACUCGGAAGAAGAAGGUUGGUCAAAAUUAGCUUUGGAACAUUGCGCCACGACAACCACAACAACAUUGCCUCUGUUCGUGAGAGUACGCAGCCGAACGGCGCCCUGGACUAGAGCUAGGUCUGAUUCAUCUGCUGUGAUAUUCCAUUUGUUUUACCCAUCUGGUUGUGGUGGAGUUUUUCUUUUAAACCUUUCACAAAUAUUGAGGAAGGUGUUUUUUUCUUGGAUCAGUCUAGCAAUUAGCAUAAUUAAUGUACCAUUUCCCCUCCUUUUCAUUGCCUCCCUGUUUGGCACUCAUUAAAUGGAUUAGGAGGAAGGCCCUGCAAUAGACUAGCAUCCUGUCCUGGGUGUACUUGUACAUCAAGCUGCCUCACACUACAGAAAUAGGCUCCUGCCCUAUGGGCCUUUCUGGCUCAGACAAGGCUACUUAUUACUUUACCUCCUUUUAUUGUAUUUUUUUUUUUUUUAGGAAGAUGGCUUGUUUUGGCAUUGGUAAUAAGACCAAAGGCAAAUGUGGAGAAGAAGAGGAGAAGGCACGGAGAGAAGCAAACAAAAGGAUUGAGAAACAGCUUAAAAAAGAUAAACAGCAAUACCAUAAAUCUCACAGGCUCCUACUACUAGGAGAUUGUGACUCAGGGAAAAGCACAAUAUUCAAUCAGAUGCGAUUGUUGGACACAGAAUUAACUGCGGAGGAGAAAUUAAUGCAAUACAUGCAACACAAAAAAGCUUCAGGCAUUUUUGAGACAUAUUUCAGAGUAGGAGAAUACGUUUUUUAUUUGUUCAAUGGCAGAGGUGGAUGGAGAUCCAUAAGGAGAGUGUUUUGUGACCAGUCGGCCUAUAUUUUAGUGGUGGACAGCAGCAGCUAUGAUAUGGUGUGUCAGGGAGACAAUCAGACCAACCAACUGCAGGAGGCACUAAACAACUUAGAGAACCUCUGGCGCAGAAUGCGGACAAUGGACCGUCCUGUCCUCCUCUUUUUGAACAAACAGGACCUGCUAGCAGAGAAGGUGUUGGCGGGGAAAUCUAAAAUAGAGGAUUAUUUUCCAGAGUUUGCACACUACACUUCGCAUGAACAUACAACACCAGUACAAGGGGAGGAUCCAAGUGUCACCAGGGCAAAGUACUUCAUACGUGACACGUUUUUGAAGAUCACAGCAAGUGGAGAUGUGGAUAUGCACAAAUGUUUUCCUUUUUUCACCUGUGCAAUCGACUUGGAAAACAUCCAGCGUACCUUCAGAGACUGUGGAGAUAAGUUAGACUUUUGCUCGUCAUGAAAUCAACAAAGAAAGGAAGGUCCUCAGCUGGCAGGCUGUAUGAAGAGAUGCCCGGGAGAAGACCUCAGACUGGACGCCCCUCUGCAUCUCCUCAGUCAGCUCCUGAGAGCUUCCCAGGCCCAUGUUGGCAGACAUCUUCGACUGAAACCUCAAAUUGAACAUAGAGCAAACUUUUUAGUCUAGCGCUAUUGAAAGAGUUUCCCCAUUAGAGACAAUGGAAAAUACUAAAACCCUUCACAAAAUUUAAAAGACCCUUAGAUGAGUUCAGUGUUAUUUUUCUCCUUCAAUGAAACCUGUCCAGUCAUUGUUCUUCAUUAGAGUUGAGGUUAUAUCCCUAGUUUAGCUCAGGACCACGAUAUCAGGAUGGAGGAUCAAGGUGAUUGCCACACAAAAUACAUUGUCCAGACGACAUCAACAGCAGCCAGCUGUGAAUGAGGUAGUUUUACAUAAAGAACAUGGCACACAGCAGCCUACUCUACUUCUGCCUGAACAGAACCGAGGAAGCUGCAAUGCUCUUGUCCUGACCCUCUAUUUUGCUUUUAAUAUCUGUGUAAAUGUGUUUUAUCUGGUCAUCAUUCUGCAAAUAGUGGCUUGUCAAACCUUUAUCUUAAAGUGCACACAGAGUAGGAAACAGCAUACAAAGUUGUUCAAGUUGGGCAACUACUGUACAAAUGGUCUGUGACUGUCAUGUAUCCCUUUAUUGGCUUGGUGUUAACAAAAAUAACAGUCUCUACAAACAUGGAGAGGUAAAGGCUUUUAAAUGGUAAUGAAUCUGAAUUGCAAAACAAACCUAUAUGCUAUAUGUUCUAAAUAUCCAAUUCUACUUGAGAAAUUAGACAGUUACAAUGAAUUUAUUGACCCUAGAAAUGGGUAAAAACUCAACCAGUACACAGUACAAACUUUAUCCUCAUGUGGUUAGGGUGAUGCAUAACAGUGUCAUUGCUUUAUCGCUCAACUCUUUCAACAUGCUACAACAGCCUGAGUUCGUCACUUUCUGUUCUCUUGCCAAUCCAAUUCCAUAAAGGAGUUGGCAAGAGAGCAGAAACAGACUGGCACCCAGGCUAGCUACGGUAUUCUCAAAAUAACUAUGCUAUCUGGCAAUAUUUAUGAAUAGUUAUCGCAGUACAAAUUAUAAUAAACAAGAAAUCCAUAUUCCGUUAGCAGGUGUACAACAUUUUGGCAACUAGAAAGGCUUCAAUAACAUGCAAUGACACUUUAAAAGGGAAUGAUGUGCUUUGAACUGUACAUUAUAGGUGCAAAUGCAUUCAAAUAAACACCAUUACUGGGAGUGUCUAGGAUAUUGUGAGAUGUGCUGAAAGAAUAAAGAAGUUGCAGCUGAAAUAGUCUGGUUUUCUUUGUAAACCAUAGCAGCUGUCUUGGGGAAUUCAUUUAACUUGGGCAAAACUGCACAGCAUGUUUUUCAUCCUCCGACAGUGACUGUUAAAAAGCCAAACAUAUUCUUUAAAAUAACAUUAGACUUUGCAAAAGCCCUACAUUACAUCUUAAUGUAAAAAAAAGGGUUUAUCAGAUAUUGAUAUGGCUCACUUUAAUAUUUAAAUUCCACAGAAAGUUGGCUAGUAUAAAAACAAUGAGUACAAACGUCUCCAGUAUCCAGCUGGUAGGCAAAUUAUGGUGGUAUAUUGCUCUGAAAUAAUUCCUCUCCAAAUAGGACAGUUAAUAUGGACUUGUACUGUCAAUAGUAGUUGGCUAAGGCCCAGUUGUCUGACAUUUUAGAAAAACAUUUGAGCACACUCAAGAAGUUUCGUACACACACACACACACAAGAGAGAGAAGAAUGAAUAUUGAGAGAAUUGACAUUGACUAAGGAAAAUAAAAUAAGUAAAAUAAAUUAAUUGAUGAUUAAAGGUUAAAUGUUACAUUUUGAAAGCAUGGAGAAAUGUAUAGUGGCAGAGGUGAUUAAAGGGUGAUUAGAACCAUUUAGUAAGAGGGUUAACAAUGUGUGAUUUAAGUAAUCCAGUAAAAUAGUUAAUGUGAUGUUUGCUUUAAGGUAUGAUGCAUAUAGACUAUGUUUGUUUAGUUUAGAGGAACAAGGCCUUAGGGCCUGUUGGAGAUUGUUAAUGGAAGGCUAUAAUGUUGAAAUGUAAUGAUUAAAUGUUUACAUUUUUGGAUAUUUAAGAGGUAAUGGGAGUAAUUAGUUAAGUUGGAGGGGGAUUAAUAUGGUGCCAAGUGGGGAAUGGUAAUGUGAAAAAAAAAGAAGUUUAAGGAUGUUAGCUUGAUCUGGAACUCUCCAGGUUAGAACGUUUAGGGGUGAAGCGGAUUGACAUGCAAUUUAGGUGAGAAAAAGAAAAAAGAAAAAAGAGAAAAAAAA
This is a messenger RNA of Oncorhynchus mykiss (rainbow trout), 5294 nucleotides long. Its product is annotated as guanine nucleotide-binding protein G(s) subunit alpha. The record is from RefSeq and is a predicted model, not a curated record. Gene Ontology annotation, cellular component: cytoplasm; heterotrimeric G-protein complex. Gene Ontology annotation, biological process: adenylate cyclase-activating dopamine receptor signaling pathway. NCBI's taxonomy places the organism in Eukaryota, Metazoa, Chordata, Actinopteri, Salmoniformes, Salmonidae. Gene Ontology annotation, molecular function: GTPase activity; G-protein beta/gamma-subunit complex binding; G protein-coupled receptor binding.